Messenger RNA from Hemicordylus capensis (graceful crag lizard), 1825 nucleotides. RefSeq names its product protein lifeguard 1-like. The transcript has 8 exons. The record is from RefSeq and is a predicted model, not a curated record. NCBI's taxonomy places the organism in Eukaryota, Metazoa, Chordata, Lepidosauria, Squamata, Cordylidae. Gene Ontology annotation, cellular component: membrane; endoplasmic reticulum; Golgi apparatus. The coding region runs from base 509 to 1669 and encodes 386 amino acids. Gene Ontology annotation, biological process: negative regulation of apoptotic signaling pathway.
CUCAGUCUGCCUCAGGGACAGUGGCACAUCCCCCCCCCCGACUCCAAUGGCCCCUGAACCCGCCCCUUGAGGUCCCUGCCUCCAUUUGCCUAUCAUCAAAACACUCCAGGGCAAGGUGGUUACUAUGGCAACAGUGGCCAUAAUAGAACCCGACCAUCUUCUGUCCUCUUGGGCAGCAGUUGAGAGCUGCCCUGAAAGGUGUGGAUGGCGGAAAUGUGCACUUAUUUCUAAUACUUAUGUGAAGACAGGGUAACUUGUGAAGCCUUUUGCAUGUGUGUGGACAGACACACCUGCAGGGUGGUUGGUGUUGAGGUCCAGCCUCUCCACUCUGCCCAGAAGAGUUCCUUUGCACCAGGAAGCUCAGCAGUGAGAGGGGCAGCUGGACUACCACUUCUACUUCCCACAACUUGGCUUCUUCCAGUUGGCCUGGGAAGGUGUUUGGCACUGGAAUAAGGACACCGCGGAAGAACAGCUCUGAGCAGUUGGCAGGUGUGUGAGCACCAGAGCCAUGUCGGAUGGGAAGAACAUCGUGGCAUCUGGCAAACCGAUCCCUGGCCAGCAGACUCCCAUCCCUCCUGGCUACGCUCAGCCUCCAUACCCAGUGGCUCCCUAUCCACAGCCGCAGUUCCAGCCCGGGGCCUACUACGGCCAGCCUGGUUUCCCUCAGGGGCCGUACCCACAAGGUUCCUAUCCAUCUUCGGCACCUUAUCCACAGGGACCCUAUCCUCAAACCGUAUACCCUCCAGGGCCCUACGUGCAGGGCCCCUACAUCCAGCACCAUUCUGUUGGCCCUGUGGACCAGGGAGCCCCACGCUAUGGCAACUACCGUGAGGAUAGGCUGCCCCCCACGUACAACGACCAGGAUUUACCCACCACCGACUGGGAUGACAAGAAGCUCCGCCAGGCCUUCAUCCGCAAGGUGUUCCUGGUGCUGUCCCUCCAGCUCUCCGUGACAUCAGCCUUCGUGGCCAUCUUCACCUUUGUGCCGGAGGUGAAGAGAUUUGUGCAUGCCCACGGCUGGCUAGUCACUGCCUCCCUGAUCGUCCUCUUUGUGUCCAUCAUGGUCCUCGCCUGCUGCCGCCAGUUCCAGCUCCAUUGUGACCCUGAGCCUCUCCUACCUGCUGGGUGCUAUCACCAGCAUGUACAACACAGAAGCCGUCCUCAUGGCGGUGGGCAUCACUGCCGUCGUCUGCUUCAGUGUCGUGAUCUUCUCCAUGCAGACCAGGUACGACUUCACCUUGUGCCAUGGGGUGCUGUUUGUCGGCUGCGUGAUCUUGAUCAUCUUCGCCAUCCUUUGCAUCUUCAUCCGAAACCGCAUCCUGCAGCUUGUCUAUGCCUCCCUCGGAGCCCUCCUCUUCACCUGUUUCCUGGCUGUGGACACUCAGAUGAUCCUGGGGAACAAGCAACUGGCCAUCAACCCGGAGGAGUUUGUCUUUGCAGCUCUCAUGCUGUACUUGGACAUCAUCAACAUCUUCCUAUUCAUCUUGACUAUCAUUGGAAUUGCCAAGGAGUAGGCCUCCCCCUCCUACACCCUCAUCCCUCUAGCAUUCAGUCCUUCCUCACAAGCCCCGUCUCUUGUGGGCCUCCAACUCUUUCUUCUCCUUUGCCCCUGCCCAGGUUUUAUUCUUUUCCUUCUCUUUUUGUGUCCCUGCCUGUCCCUGGGGUCUGAGUUCACCUAUACUUCACCUUGUGUUCAGAAGGCAACACAAUAGGCCUCAAGGUAGCAAAUGGGCCAGCCCCACAGGGAGGCCAGGAGGGGGCAACGUUCCCAUUACAGAUGAUUACCUGUUUAAAAACAAACCAUAAAACAAUUUCUAACUGUAAA